This is a messenger RNA of Puntigrus tetrazona (Sumatra barb), 1650 nucleotides long. RefSeq names its product B-cell receptor CD22-like. The record is from RefSeq and is a predicted model, not a curated record. The transcript has 8 exons. Bases 1 to 1182 code for a protein of 393 amino acids. Lineage: Eukaryota; Metazoa; Chordata; Actinopteri; Cypriniformes; Cyprinidae.
AUGGAUAAAACCAAAAGAUUGGGUGAAGGUCAGCAGCUUUGGACACUGAAUCGCGGCCCUUCAUAUGUUUGUGCAUUAAAGGGUUCAACAGUGAACUUAUCUUGUGUUUUAAACUCUCCACAUGAUCAUGAGCUCUCCACAGUCUUCUGGACCAAAACCGCUGUAGCUGAUGGAGAAACAUCAAACCUGUGUUUAGACCCAGAAAACAGAGGAAGAGUUCAGUGUUUCAGUGGAGAUAAAGACACUCACUUUCUCACUUUGAGUAGUGUUAGAGAAGCUGAUAAACACAUCUACUACUGUAGACUCACUACAAACAGAGGAACAUGGACGGGGUUUCCUGGAGCUCAGCUGGACGUCACAGAUCUGCAGGUGGAGACAGAGCAGACUGUGAAAGAGACAGAUCCAGUCACUCUGAGAUGUAAAAGCAGCUGCUCUCUGCCUCGAACAUCAUUCAUCUGGUUCAGAAACACAGAGAGAUUUACUACAGGAAUCAUCUCAGAGAAUCAGCUUCAUCUUCAGUCAGUCAGUCGUCUUCAUUCAGGAAACUAUCAGUGUGCUGUUUCAGGAUAUGAACAUCUGAUCUCUCCACCUGUUUAUCUUAAUGUUGAAUAUCCUCUUCGGAGCGUCCGGGUGUCCGUCAGUCCUUCUGCUGAAGUAGUGGAGGGAGAUUCAGUGACUCUGAUCUGCAGCAGUGACUCAAACCCUCCUGCUCUGAACUUCAGCUGGUUUAAGGAGAAUCAAAGCUCAGCUGUUGGAUCUGAACAGAGUUUGAUCAUCUCCAGCUUUAACUCCAGUCACAGUGGACUCUACUAUUGUGAGGCUCAGAAUCAACAUGGCUUUCUGAGAUCAGCGUCUGUUUCUGUCUCUGUUAAAGGGGUUCAGAGAGUUGUGCACAUACUUACUGGGAUAGUGGUGGGAUGUGGAGCAUUGAUCUUCAUCAUCUUCAUUAUUGUGUUCAUACGGAAGAGGAGAGACGGUGGAAGAGAAGACGUGAAUCAAAAGCAGACGGCUGAUGAUACAUACACUGCCCUGGAUCCAGUGACCAGAACAUCUGCUGACAUCUACAGCACCAUCAGAUCUGGUCACUCCAGAUCUCCUGAUGACACCUACACGGCUCUGGAGCUUCAGUCCAGAUCUUCUGAGUACGAGACUCUGGCGGGAGCUUCAGCAGGUCCACAUUAAACUCUCCUAAACUACUCUCCUAAAUAUCAUAUUCUGAUGAUUCAUUAUAUAUAUAAAAUCAUUCUCAAUAACUUGCUAAAACGUUUUUGAAGUAACUGUAUGCUGUAAAACAACUAUUUACAUUUGUUUUAUUCAUUUUUCAGAUGUAUGUUGUACAUUUCACAUGCUUUUAUAUUAAUACAGUUAACUUGUGUACUUCUGGUAUUUAAAGGAACAUCACAGUAAUGUAGUUCAGUGUCUCUUCACUGGAUUAUUCAAUGACUCCAUGGUUUCCAAUCAUGUAAUUUCACAAUACAGCUAAGCAGCAUUUUCUUGUUAAACACAAUAUCUGUAACUGAUUGUAUUAAAGUGUCUAUUUGAUCUGAUAUCUGAAUGGAUUUUGUUCUACUGUAUUUUACUGGAGUGACCUCAUAAUGCUUGUAUUGUUUAAAAUACCAACAUCCGACGCAAUAAACGUUUUUUCCUCUU